CGACAGGCUUCUGGUCACCGGUUCUUGAUCCUAGCACCUUGAAUCUCGUGAAUUCAACAGAUGUAUAUUGAAUUUAAUGGACUUUUACAAGGUAGUUCGCAAGAUGCAGGGGUGAGAGGUAAAUCGGACCAAUCGCGGCCCAUUGACCAUUGCUGGUGCCGCAAUGGACGACCCGACAGGCUGGGACCGUAUCAAAGAUUUCAUAUAUUUGCAUCGGAGAUGAGUCUCCAACGAGAAGACAUACCUAAACGAGGAAAUAUGUUUUAUUACAGUGCAUGAGUGACUAAUUUUGGGAGCAAUCUAGACCAGCAGAACCAGCAGGUACCCGGUUUUACGUGGCUAUAGAAUCAAUCCGGUUCCCGGUCAUUUGCGACAAUUUUUAUUGCUUCAUCAAUUUCUUAGACAUUCCGAAUUCCGAGUCCUCUCAGAAUGUUGGUACCGACUGCAUGCUUAUUGUUUGCGGCUACCUUUGCUGCUGCCGCAUGCAGCAAUAUCACAGUUACUGGUUGCCAAGCACUGGCAUUAGUUUUACCUUCCAAGGUCUUCUUCCCAAGCAGCGAUGCUUACAAAUAUGAGGCAGGAAAUUUCUGGUCAAACACAGAGAUCUUGGCGCCCGGAUGCGUAUUUCGCCCAGAGAGCGCAACUGAUGUUUCUACCGCAAUCUUGACGUUGCAGAGUGGCAAGAAUGAGUCUGUUUUCGCGGUUCGUGGCGGCGGUCACAUGGGUAUCAAGGGAGCCAAUAAUGUCGACGAUGGUGUUCUUGUCGUUUUGUCGAACUUGUCAAGCAUUAACCUAUCUGAUGAUCAUCAAUCACUGACGCUUGCUUCUGGAUGGCGAUGGGGCGAUGUUUUCUCUUGGCUCGAACCGCAUGGACUGACCGUGGCUGGUGGUCGACUUUCACCUGUAGGUGUCCCAGGUCUCUUGCUUGCAGGUGGAAUUAACUUCUUGGGAAACCAACAUGGUUGGGCUGCCGACAACGUCCUGGAGUACGAAGUCGUUCUGGCUUCAGGUGACAUCGUAGUAGCUUCCUCAACAGAGAACGUAGAUCUUUUCUGGGCUCUCAAAGGAGGCAGUAGUAACCUUGGUAUCGUCACGCAGUUUAAAAUUCGUGCCUUUCCGUCGCCUGGUAUUUGGGGAGGCAUUUACGUGGCUGACCAGCAUCACACAUCUGACAUGCUAGCGGCUAUUGCGAACUUUGCAGCAUUCAAUACUGAUCCACUUACUCACCUAGUCGCCAUGACAAUCUCAACAGGCAUUGACACUUGGAGUCCGGCUGCUGUCUUGUUUCACGAUAGCCCCGGUGAUACCAAUGCCGUUCCAGACGCAUUCGCUUCAUUCUUUGAGAUACCUGCGGCAUCCAAUUCAGUCAUCGGGAAUCGGAGUAUUGCAUCUCUAGCUGCAGAGAUCGCCGCUGGAGUUGCUGAUGGUCACAAUGAUAUGUUCAUUGCUGGAACCACUGUCGGCCGCGAUUACGAUUCACUUCUUCAAGGCGUACGAUUGACCAAUAACAUCUUCUCUGCCAAUAUUCCAUACCUAUAUGACGCUAUUGGCGCCAAUGCAACAAAUGUAAUCAAAAGUGCCAGUAUCAAUUGGCAGCCGAUCGGAGACCUGUGGGUUGCGGGCUCUCAAGCAUCGAAUCCCUUGGGCAAUGCCCUUGGUAUUGAUCUCAAUAAAGGCACGUAUCUAGCAUGGGCAGAAACAGUGGAAUGGUAUGGAUCCGAGUACGACGAGAUUGUGGCAACUUGGGCGAAGAAUACGACUGAUGCUAUUAAUGCUGCCGCCAAGGAAGCUGCCAUUUAUGAUCCAUUCACGUACAUCGGUGAUGCGUCUGGCUUCCAACUUGACCAAGCAUUUCCUGGAUAUGGCGAGGAAAAUCAAGCUAAGUUGCUGGCAAUUUCGCGGAAGUACGACCCAGGGAGGUUCUUCCAAACCCUUCUACCAGGAGGUUUCAAGAUUGGACUUUAAGCAAACAAGUCAGAGAGUAUCAAUCUAAAUGACAUACGACAACACCGCUU
Messenger RNA from Truncatella angustata, 2015 nucleotides. Its product is annotated as FAD binding domain-containing protein. The record is from RefSeq and is a predicted model, not a curated record. Bases 430 to 1965 code for a protein of 511 amino acids. Gene Ontology annotation, molecular function: FAD binding. Lineage: Eukaryota; Fungi; Ascomycota; Sordariomycetes; Amphisphaeriales; Sporocadaceae. The transcript is spliced from 5 exons.